AUGCAGUCUGAGUCCAAGAAGUAUGAAGAAGAGACACCUUCUCUGCACUGGGGGAUGGAUCCUGUAUUUUCUGCAUUUGCAAGACUCUAUAUUAAAGAUAUAAAAGAAAUGAGAGAAUCUAAACAAGUGCCAGGUAUAUUCUUUUAUAACGGACAUCCAGUAAGACAGGUGGAUGUUGUCGGGAUAGUGGUUCAAAUGAAAGAGCGAGAUGCCUUUUAUAAUUAUGGAGUGGAUGAUAGUACUGGAGUUAUAAAUUGUGUCUGCUGGAAAAAUCGCAUGGUAGCACAAACAUCUUUAUCAGGUCAUCCAAGCACACCCAGCAGUCUUACUGUGCUUGAACAGAUGAAGAAACUCCAAGAAAUGGCAAGCCAGAAAAUCAAGCUGGAGAUCGGGGAUAUUAUCAGGGUCAGAGGUCACAUCCGAACCUACAGGCAACAAAGAGAAAUUCAGGCUUCAUGUUUUUAUAAAGUGGAUGAUCCUGUGUGUGAUGUUCAGAUUUCAAGAAUGCUGGAGCUCCCCUGUCUCUAUAGAGAAGUUUAUGAUAAACCUUUCCAAGGCCCCAAGGAGGGACAGAGUGGCCUGGAGGGUCAGAAUUUCUCAAUCGAUAUGCUGCAUGGGAAAGUGAAAGGCUUUCUAUUAGAAAACAAAAUUCAGACCUUUUACCAACAGGAGUUGGAAACAAUUGAUACUCUGGUGUCACUGAUUUCUCACCAUCUGCUUCAUUCCUUUCUUCCCAUCCAGGUGAAGUCAAAAAGUGACUCCAGUUCCAAAAGGAUUCACAGUGUUUUUAAGGAAGCAAUAAGGAUGCUACAAGAAAAAGGGGUGGUUUUCCAGAAACCUAGUAGCUCCAAGGAUUUAUACCAUGUGACUGACCAUGAUAAGGAGCUGCUUAAAGUGACCCUUGAUGUGAUUAAAGAAGACUGUCGAAAACCCAAGCAUGCUGAAAAAGGCUGCCAUUUCCUUCAUGUCCUGAGCUGUGUUCGGCAGAGCUACAACCCCUCUCUGGCUGAAGUGGUGAUGCACCGUGUCUUGGAACUGCUGGAGAGUAACAGUGAUGUUGUCAGCACUAUGGAAGGAUAUUAUAUGGCGUUUUAAAGAGAGAAGAUAAGAUACAUUCAUUCUGGUCCAUUCAGGAUAAAGGAGGGAAGAAGGAGAGGUUGAGUGACCCUGUAAAGCUGCUAUUAUCUGGUCUGAUCUACAUGGGGGAAAAAAAGAGCAUUCUGAUUCUCCAAAUGUUGUUUUGGUCCAGCUCUAGAGAAAUUGUUCAAAUAGUUGUUUUAAUGUUCUUGCUGACUUCCUCGCUAUUCCUAGUGAAAGUUGCAUCAAACUGAUUCUGGACAUCCUAAUACAGCAAGGGAGCUGAUAAAGAAGUUGGGCUCUUUCCCUGCAGUAAGAUGUGACAUGGCCGUUCUCACAUUUACAUCCAGUGAGCCCUAAAGAAAAGUCACUGCUGAAGAGCGCUGUUUACAGCAGUGGUCAUGUCAGGACUCGUUUUUCU
Messenger RNA from Aptenodytes forsteri (emperor penguin), 1498 nucleotides. It is a transcript of the gene STN1, whose product is annotated as STN1, CST complex subunit. Gene Ontology annotation, molecular function: single-stranded telomeric DNA binding. Bases 1 to 1095 code for a protein of 364 amino acids. Lineage: Eukaryota; Metazoa; Chordata; Aves; Sphenisciformes; Spheniscidae. The transcript is spliced from 9 exons. Gene Ontology annotation, cellular component: site of double-strand break; DNA replication factor A complex; CST complex. Gene Ontology annotation, biological process: DNA replication; double-strand break repair via homologous recombination; nucleotide-excision repair. The record is from RefSeq and is a predicted model, not a curated record.